This is a messenger RNA of Colletotrichum truncatum, 1080 nucleotides long. Its product is annotated as ribonuclease p mrp protein subunit pop1. Lineage: Eukaryota; Fungi; Ascomycota; Sordariomycetes; Glomerellales; Glomerellaceae. Gene Ontology annotation, cellular component: ribonuclease MRP complex; multimeric ribonuclease P complex. Gene Ontology annotation, molecular function: ribonuclease MRP activity; ribonuclease P activity. Gene Ontology annotation, biological process: endonucleolytic cleavage in ITS1 to separate SSU-rRNA from 5.8S rRNA and LSU-rRNA from tricistronic rRNA transcript (SSU-rRNA, 5.8S rRNA, LSU-rRNA); tRNA 5'-leader removal; tRNA 3'-end processing. The record is from RefSeq and is a predicted model, not a curated record.
AUGCUUUCAUUGCCUACUCCCAGUAUCUACCAGUCGCCGAAAUGCUUCGUCACCUACGGCACCAUGGCUCAUGUUGAGCCCAAACAGCUACCGACCAAGGGCAAGCCGUGGGCGCCUAUCCUAGGCCAAGGAUUCAACCACAAGGUCGACCUCAUUCUCCCUCAAGAGUGUUACGAACUGGUGCACAAAAAGCUUGUGGAGGAGCUCGCCGCCCCGACGUUCUACCGCGUUGCCAUGACCCUCGGCCAAGUUCUUGACGGUGCCUUCUUUAAUGAAUACAUCAAAAGGGGCAACAUCCUCAUGCUCUCAGAGGGCAGGACAACGGUCGAAAACGUCUUCUCCCUACAUGAAGGCCUCUUGACCAUGUACCUCGACAAAGAGACGUACGAGCGAGCAGGUCUGGUGGGCAAGCCCCAUGGCGUCAAGGGCAAACGAGGCUUGAAGCCUAGAUGGAUCGUGAGCUACCAAUUACGGGAUCCGUCCAUGCUUCACGGAAAGAAGGGCUUCGACAGACUCUUGUACGCGUGUAAAAACGUUUUCAACACGCCCGUGACAUGGCUGUUCUGUAACGCGACGACUACCACACCCUCGCCAGACCCCCUGGACCAGUACUUCCCAACCAAAUACACAAGCAACCCGUCUCUUGUGCCAGACUGCCAGGUUAAAAUGGCGCCCCUCUCACUCCCAGCGGAGACCAUCCCGAACGGCGACAGACCCGGCCUGGAAGACUUCGCAACCGAGACGUACGAAUGGCUGUCGUUGGUCCGCCUCCAAAGCCCCCGCAUUGAGACAGGCGAUUCCAUUGACCCGUACCUAUCACGCUACCAAGGGCCAGGGGACUCCGACUCGCCGCAACACGGCAAGGUCUGCAAAAUCACCUGGCAGGGCUUCUUCACUUCCAGCUGGGUGCGCAGCGUCCUUAUCGACGCCCUCGUCGCCCUGCCGUCGCGAACCUGGUUCUCGCUGAGCGCCACCUCCUUCUCCAAGGGCAUGGUCGGCGACAGCACCGAGGUCGCCUUCCUCCGGCCGCCCGAGUCGCCAGGCCACUAUCUCCUCUGGGAAAUCAAAAGCGACGAUUAA